AUGUGUGGCAUUUUUGCGUAUCUAAAUUUCCUGACGCCGAAGACACGGCGCGAAGUGUUGGAUCUGCUGCUGAAUGGGUUGAAGCGGCUCGAGUACCGUGGGUACGAUUCGGCCGGUGUUGCCGUCGACGGUGCCACGGUCGAUGCCGACAUCCUGCUGUUUAAGCGCACCGGCAAGGUGAAGGUGCUGGAGGAUGCGAUUCGGGCGGCAGCUCAAGUGGUCGAUUUUAGCGAAUCGUGUGACACGCACGUUGGUAUUGCGCACACCCGUUGGGCAACGCACGGUGCACCGAGCGAGGUGAACUCGCAUCCCCAACGAUCGGACGAUACGAACGCGUUCGUCGUGGUGCACAACGGUAUCGUGACGAACUAUAAGGACAUCAAGAAGUUCCUGGAGCUGCGCGGAUACUCGUUCGAGUCCGACACGGAUACGGAGACGAUCGCGAAGCUGGUACAUCAUCUGUGGAAGCAACACCCGAACUAUUCGUUCCGCGAGCUCGUCGAGCAGGUGAUCGUACAGCUGGAGGGUGCGUUUGCGCUGGCGUUCAAGUCGAAACAUUUCCCUGGGGAGUGUGUCGUGACACGGCGUGGCUCUCCGCUGCUGGUGGGGAUUAAGGCGAAAACAAGCCUGGCCACCAAUCACGUACCGAUCCUGUACGGGAAGGGACACCGACACGGUUCGUCCGGCAAUGUGCAGGUGGAACCAACACCAGACAACACGGCCGACUUUAUCAAUCCGGGCGAAGAGGUGGAAUACUUCUUCGCCUCGGAUGCGUCCGCUGUGAUCGAGCACACGAACCGCGUCAUCUAUCUGGAGGAUGACGAUGUGGCUGCGGUAAAGGACGGUGCGCUGGGCAUUCAUCGGCUGAAGAAGAGCCAGGAUGAUCCGCAUGCGCGCGAAAUCACCACGCUCAAGAUGGAGAUCCAGCAGAUCAUGAAGGGCAACUAUCGGUACUUUAUGCAGAAGGAAAUUUUCGAACAGCCCGAAUCGGUGGUGAAUACGAUGCGUGGUCGCGUCAACUUCGAAAGCAAGAAGGUGACGCUCGGCGGCAUUAAGGACUACAUCCCGGAGAUUAAGCGCUGCCGGCGGCUGAUGUUGAUUGCGUGCGGCACGUCAUACCACAGUGCGGUCGCCACACGGCAGCUGCUGGAGGAGUUGACCGAGCUGCCGGUAAUGGUGGAACUCGCGUCCGACUUUCUCGAUCGCAAUACGCCGAUCUAUCGGGACGAUGUGUGCUUCUUCAUCUCGCAGUCGGGCGAAACGGCCGAUACGCUGAUGGCGCUGCGGUACUGCAAGCAGCGCGGUGCACUGAUCGUCGGCAUCACCAACACGGUCGGCAGUUCGAUCUGUCGCGAAUCGCACUGCGGGGUGCACGUGAAUGCGGGGCCGGAAAUUGGCGUUGCCUCGACGAAGGCCUACACGUCCCAGUUCAUCUCGCUGGUAAUGUUUGCGCUGGUGAUGAGCGAGGACCGGCUGUCGCUGCAGGGUCGCCGGCUGGAGAUCAUCGAGGGGCUGCGCAAUCUGGACGCCCACAUCAAGCAGGUGCUGAUGCUGGACCAGAAGGUGCUGGAGAUUGCGCAGGAUCUGUACCAGCAGAAGUCGCUGCUGAUUAUGGGGCGUGGGUAUAACUUUGCCACCUGCAUGGAGGGUGCGCUGAAGGUGAAGGAGCUGACGUACAUGCACAGCGAGGGCAUUAUGGCGGGCGAGCUGAAGCAUGGCCCGCUGGCGCUGGUCGACGAUACGAUGCCGAUCGUGAUGAUCAUCAUGCGCGAUCCGGUCCAUCUGAAGUGUAUGAACGCGCUGCAGCAGGUGACGGCCCGGGAAGGUCGUCCGAUCAUCAUCUGCGAGGAGGGCGAUGCGGAGACGAUGACGUUCGCGUCGAAGGCGCUGGAGAUACCGCGAACCGUCGACUGUCUGCAGGGUGUGCUGACCGUCAUACCGAUGCAGCUGCUGUCCUACCAUAUUGCGGUGCUGCGCGGCUGCAAUGUCGAUUGUCCACGAAAUCUCGCCAAAUCGGUCACGGUCGAGUAG
Anopheles marshallii is the source of this 2031-nucleotide messenger RNA. Its product is annotated as glutamine--fructose-6-phosphate aminotransferase [isomerizing] 2-like. The record is from RefSeq and is a predicted model, not a curated record. Bases 1 to 2031 code for a protein of 676 amino acids. Gene Ontology annotation, molecular function: carbohydrate derivative binding; L-glutamine:D-fructose-6-phosphate transaminase (isomerizing) activity. The transcript has a single exon. Gene Ontology annotation, biological process: fructose 6-phosphate metabolic process; protein N-linked glycosylation; UDP-N-acetylglucosamine metabolic process. NCBI's taxonomy places the organism in Eukaryota, Metazoa, Arthropoda, Insecta, Diptera, Culicidae.